GAAUUUUUUUCCUUUAAUAACGUCAGUCACAUUCAUUAGGCAGGAACUUUAUUUUUAAAAGGAAAAGAGUUUUUCAAAACUAGCCGGUUUUUGUAGUUAAUUAAAUUUCUCGCAUAUUCUGAGAAAAUAUUACUAAUUUAGUAAGAAAGGCAACGCAAUGGAAAAAAUUUACAUUUCCUUGUCUGGUGGUGGUGGCGUGAUGCUGCAACGCUGUUGGGCGUUUUUAGUCAUUUUUCUUGUGAGCGGCUUUGCUUUUGCUUUAACACAAGCCAUACCAGAAACCGGGACAGUUAGCGGUAAUGGUGAAAUGAGGCAUAAGGAAGCGGUAAUAGAAUUGACCGAAGAUAAUUGGCGUUUAAUGUUAAAAGGAGAAUGGAUGGUCGAGUUUUUUGCUCCGUGGUGUCCAGCCUGUAAGAAUUUGGCUCCCACUUGGGAACGAUUCGCUGUAACUUCUGUGGAUCUCGGUGUUAGCGUAGCCAAAAUAGAUGUGACCACUUCAACUUCAUUAAGUGGACGUUUUUUUGUUACUGCCUUGCCAACGAUUUAUCAUGUUAAGGAUGGCGAAUUUCGUCAAUAUCGUGGAAGUCGCGAUUUUGAUGCCUUAAUAUAUUUUAUCAAACAAAAACAGUGGAGCAAACUGGAGCCCAUUUCGGCCUGGAAGAAACCGGACACCGUGCACAUGUCUAUUCUUUCAUACAUUUUUAAGUUAUCACAUACUUUAAAGGAAUUUAAUGCUCGUUUGCAAGAAGAAUAUGGUUUACCCACUUGGGCUGCCUAUGCUUUCUUUGCAAUCGGUACGAUAUUUGUGGGAGCCGCUUUAGGUUUAAUGUUGGUUUGUGUUAUUGACUUCCUUUAUCCGCCUAAAAAAACUCAACGACAGAGUUUUUCGGAAGCCAAAGAAAAACAACAAAACGGCAUCGAAGAUAUAGCCAACGAUGAAAUCGAGGAUGAGGAAAUCAACGAAAAUGAAGAAGAUGAAGAGGUUACAGGCGCCGGUGAGGACGAGGAACAAAAUGAGGAUAUUGAUGAUGUCUCCUCUUCUGACGGGGAAAAGCAUUCACCUAGUGAGUCGGACGACGCAGACAGUGAAAAGAACAAGACUGAAGCGGCUAAAAUUGAAGACGAAAAGUCGAGUGAAGAAAAAUCCGCUACUACUAGUCCCAGUGAAGUUCGCAAACGUAAGCCACGCAAAGCUGAUUAAGGAAAAUAACUGAAAUGCGUCUUUAGCAUGCAUAACCCUCGUCGGCGUUUUACGAACAAAUUCUUAACGGUAUUUAAUUUUUCCUUUUUUUUUUACUUUGAUGGGCGAAUGAAAAUUGAUGGGAGAAAGAAAUGAUGCAGAAA
This is a messenger RNA of Glossina fuscipes, 1344 nucleotides long. Its product is annotated as thioredoxin-related transmembrane protein 1. NCBI's taxonomy places the organism in Eukaryota, Metazoa, Arthropoda, Insecta, Diptera, Glossinidae. The transcript has 4 exons. The record is from RefSeq and is a predicted model, not a curated record. The coding region runs from base 158 to 1201 and encodes 347 amino acids.